Messenger RNA from Mirounga angustirostris (Northern elephant seal), 2200 nucleotides. RefSeq names its product family with sequence similarity 170 member B (gene FAM170B). The transcript has a single exon. The record is from RefSeq and is a predicted model, not a curated record. Gene Ontology annotation, cellular component: acrosomal vesicle. NCBI's taxonomy places the organism in Eukaryota, Metazoa, Chordata, Mammalia, Carnivora, Phocidae. Bases 411 to 1181 code for a protein of 256 amino acids. Gene Ontology annotation, biological process: fertilization.
UCCUCUCUCCCUAUAAUUCUACCUUUUCUAGAAUGUCAUCCAGGUGGAAUCCUAUACUGUAUGGCCUUUCUACCCUAGGUGCUUUCAUUUAGCAUAUGCAUUAGAGAUUCAUCCAUGUUUUGCAGGUAUCAUUCCUUUUUAUCACUGGAUAGGCUUGCAUGGUAUGGAUGUACCAUCAUCUGUCUAUUCACCAGCAGAUGGUCAUUUUGGGUUUCGUCAAGUUUUUGGCGAUUACAUUCAUACAUUGUUUGAUCCUCAUCAUUAUCCCACGAGGUAAGCACUGUCAUCCCCAUCUUAUAAGGAAACAGCCACAGGAGUGGAUGGCACCUGCCCGGGGACCUUGAAGCCCGCACCCUUUCAGAGUCCUGAAGGUGGGUUUCGGUGCUGAUCCCUGCGGGGGCACUGAUGAAAUGUCCUUGCACUUCUCAGGGGCCGUAGAGAGAGAGGAGCCGUCUCCGCGGCCCGGGCCGGCCGUUCCCCACGAGGAGGACGUCUACUUGGCCGGCAGGGCUCGGGCGAUGCUGAGCUGGAGCAGCUCGCCGUCAGCCCAGUCCGCCUCCGAGUACCAGUCCUACUCCCAGUACCAGUCCUGCCCCUCCUGCCCGUGCGACGAGGAGGCCGCCGCCCAGCAGAGCGCGUGCGCCUUCUACACCCACGUGCAGACGGUGCGGGGCGUGGCCGUGGCCUGGGAGACCGAGACGGGCUUCGAGCCGGUCAGCAGGAAGCCCCGCCUUCACCAAGCCGCGUUCGUCAAGAGGCAGAGGAGGAAAGGCUCCUCCUUCGAGAUGGCUUCCAACACCGACCUGCGCUGGGAACUGGAAGCCAGCAAGAACACCUGCUGCCCGGAGCAGGACGACGCGGAGCUGCUAGGGCCCCUCGAGUGCUGCCUGCAGGAGCUGCGGGACACCCCGGACUGGCUGGUCACCACGAACUCCGGGCUGCGCUGCGUGGCCUGCUGCCGGGUCUUCCCCACGUUGGAGGCUCUGCUCAAGCACGCCCAGUAUGGCAUCCAAGAGGGCUUCAGCUGCCAGAUCUUUUUUGAGGAGAUGCUGGAGAGAAGGCGGGCCCGGGGCCAAGUGCAGGAGCUAGAGCUGCAGGAGGAGGAGCAGCGCCCUUCCGAAGGCAGUGAAAGUUCAAGGCGGCACGCCAGGGUGCUUCCCUCGCCACAGCAGAAGCAGUGAGCUGGAGGGGAUGUGCCCAGCCCUGGCCUUACCUCCGGCACCUCAGUUGCUCCUUCCCCAGCCAGCAGGACCAGCACUACAGGGGCCGGGGGAAGAAAGCCCGCAGGAGCUAGAGCUGCGAGGGCCGUGACAAGGCAAGGGGAAGAAGCCUUCCAAAGGGCACAGCAUUUUCAACCAGAGUCCAUUUCAAAACCUGAAUCCAAAGAGGAGGGCUUUAAGUGUUUCUGACCAUGGGCACGAGAUCUGAAGCCCACAGGCCUGUGGCCGCAGGGAUUUCUAUUUUUGUUGGUAGAUCAAGCAGGUCGUGACUCAAAGGAGAGCCAACUGCAAAUGAAGCGUCAGCCCUAUAUUGUUCAUUGUUAGGAACCCGCCAUAUGCCCUAGUUCUAGGUUUUAUUUUAGUGGGAUUAAACUUGAGUGACUCAAAAUGUAAGGCCUUGUCAGAAGGAGUGAACCAUGCUAUUAGGUUGGAGCUACAGGAAAUUGCCAUUUCUGUAGGUUACACCCCAGCACAGACACCGGGAAACAGGUAGGUUCCCAGAGGUGGAGCUGGGGUCUGGGUAAGUCUUGCUACCUAUGAGUGCACAGGUCAACUACAUGCUUUAAAAUGUUGUUACAAAAUUCAUUUGCACCCUGCUAUCUGUCCCCAGCUCAGGGGGCUGCAUUCGUUCAAGAAAAUACAUGGAUGGCUCACUGUGUUAGGCUGAUGAAACAGAUAGCCCAGCUUUCCAGUGAGAGGCGGAUGGAAGAGGCAAUUGCAAGGCAAAGGGAUGAAUCAACAUAAAAGAGGUUUGGGGAGCUCAGCGGAGGGCCCCCAAACUCACAGUGGUUGAUGAGGAAGGACAAGUUUCCAAAAGAGGUGAUGUUCACAAAGGCUUGGAGGACAAGUAGGACCAGGGCUUCUCACUCUCAGUCCUGUUGACAUUUUAGGCUGAAUAAUUAUCUUUGUGUCAGGGAGGGCUGUCCUUUCCAUUGGAGGAUGUUUGGCAGCAUCCCUGGCCUCCACCCACCAGAUGCCAG